This is a messenger RNA of Trematomus bernacchii (emerald rockcod), 2097 nucleotides long. Its product is annotated as sporozoite surface protein 2-like. Lineage: Eukaryota; Metazoa; Chordata; Actinopteri; Perciformes; Nototheniidae. The record is from RefSeq and is a predicted model, not a curated record. The annotation marks the transcript as partial. The transcript is spliced from 11 exons.
AUGAGCCCAACACAAGACGCCAGUCCCAAAGACUCUUCAUGGAUGAACAUGUCGCCCUCACUGCAGUGUGGUACGGGCCAGUUGAAGUUCAGAGUGGUGGGAUCAGGAAUUUCACAAUUUGCGGUAGAACAAGGAAAUGCACCUCCAAUGCCUCUGUCCCAGGUCCCGUCUACCUGUGGCUACAGCAUGCAGAGGAACUCAUAUGCACUUGUCAUGUUGGUUCCCUAUGAUGGCUGCAACAUGGUUCAAGAGAUGCCUCAAUACCCUCCGAUGCCUCAAUACCCUCCGAUGCCUCAAUACCCUCCGAUGCCUCAAUACCCUCCGAUGCCUCAAUACCCUCCGAUGCCUCAAUACCCUCCGAUGCCUCAAUACCCUCCGAUGCCUCAAUACCAUGAGAUGCCUCAAUACCAUGAGAUGCCUCAAAACCCUAAGAUGCCUGAGGCAACGACCACACGGCCUACAACUGCAAAGGCGACUCAAAUUCCUAAAAUUCCUGCACUGCCUCUGAUUCCUCAAUACACUCAGAUGCCUCAAUACGCUCUGAUGCCUCAAUACCAUCUGAUGCGUCAAUACCCUAAUAUGCCGGAGACAACAACAGCAACGACCACACGGACUACAACUGCAAAGGCGACUCAAAUUCCUAAAAUUCCUGCACUGCCUCAGAUGCCUCAAUACGCUCAUAUGCCUCAAUACCAUCUGAUGCGUCAAUACCCUAAGAUGCCGGAGACAACAACAGCAACGACCACACGGACUACAACUGCAAAGGCGACUCAAAUUCCUAAAAUUCCUGCACUGCCUCAGAUGCCUCAAUACGCUCAUAUGCCUCAAUACCAUCUGAUGCGUCAAUACCCUAAGAUGCCGGAGACAACAACAGCAAUGACCACACGGCCUACAACUGCAAAGAUGCCUCAAAACCCCCAGAUGCCUCAAUUCCCUCAGAUGCCUCAAAACCCUCAGAUGCCUCAAAACCCCCAGAUGCCUCAAAACCCCCAGAUGCCUCAAAACCCCCAGAUGCCUCAAAACCCCCAGCCCCAGAUGCCUCAAGACCCCCAGAUGCCUCAAGACCCCCAGAUGCCUCAAAACCCUCAAUACCCUCAGAUGCCUCAAAACCCUCAGAUGCCUCAAGACCCUCAGAUGCCUCAAGACCCUCAGAUGCCUCAAGACCCUCAGAUGCCUCAAUACCCUCAGAUGCCUCAAAACCCUCAAUACCCUCAGAUGCCUCAAAACCCUCAAUACCCUCAGAUGCCUCAAAACCCUCUGACGCCUCAAAACCCUCAAAUGCCUCAAUACGCUCUGAUGCCUCAAUACCAUCUGAUGCGUCAAUACCCUAAGAUGCCGGAGACAACAACAGCAACGACCCACACGGACUACAACUGCAAAAGGCUGGAUGAGCCCAACACAAGACGCCAGUCCCAAAGACUCGUCAUGGAUGAGCAUGUCGCCCUCACUGCAGUGUGGUACGGGCCAGUUGAAGUUCAGAGUGGCUGGAUGAGCCCAACACAAGACGCCAGUCCCAAAGACUCGUCAUGGAUGAGCAUGUCGCCCUCACUGCAGUGUGGUACGGGCCAGUUGAAGUUCAGAGUGGUGGGAUCAGGAAUUUCACAAUUUGCGGUAGAACAAGGAAAUGCACCUCCAAUGCCUCUGUCCCAGGUCCCGUCUACCUGUGGCUACAGCAUGCAGAGGAACUCAUAUGCACUUGUCAUGUUGGUUCCCUAUGAUGGCUGCAACAUGGUUCAAGAGAUGCCUCAAGACCCCCAGAUGCCUCAAGACCCCCAGAUGCCUCAAAACCCCCAGAUGCCUCAAGACCCCCAGAUGCCUCAAGACCCCCAGAUGCCUCAAGACCCCCAGAUGCCUCAAGACCCCCAGAUGCCUCAAGACCCCCAGAUGCCUCAAGACCCCCAGAUGCCUCAAAACCCCCAGAUGCCUCAAAACCCCCAAUACCCUCACCCCCAGAUGCCUCAAAACCCCCAGAUGCCUCAAUUCCCCCAGAUGCCUCAAUUCCCCCAGAUGCCUCAAUUCCCCCAGAUGCCUCAAUUCCCCCAGAUGCCUCAAUUCCCCCAGAUGCCUCAAUUCCCCCAGAUGCCUCAAGACCCUCAG